This is a messenger RNA of Puccinia triticina, 372 nucleotides long. RefSeq lists its product as uncharacterized. Gene Ontology annotation, molecular function: mRNA binding. Gene Ontology annotation, cellular component: ribonucleoprotein complex; nucleus; cytoplasm. The record is from RefSeq and is a predicted model, not a curated record. NCBI's taxonomy places the organism in Eukaryota, Fungi, Basidiomycota, Pucciniomycetes, Pucciniales, Pucciniaceae. The coding region runs from base 1 to 372 and encodes 123 amino acids. The transcript is spliced from 5 exons.
AUGGCGCUUGCUCGAUCCCAUCCAGUCAAGCUAAGCGGAGACGUCAAUCGAAUCCUCUUCGUCAAAAACCUCAACUACAAGACUAAGGGAGAGGACUUGUACGAUUUAUUUGGAAAGUAUGGCGCGAUUCGUCAAAUUCGGAUAGGAACCGAUCCCAAGACUCGAGGGACGGCCUUUGUGGUGUACGAAGACAUCCUUGACGCCAAAAAUGCGUUCGAUCAUCUCAACGGGUUCCAUCUCCAGGAGAGAUAUCUAGUCGUCUUAUAUCAUCAGUUCCAGAGACAAGCAGCUAAAGCUGAUCUUGCAAAACGAGAGGCCGAAUUGGUCGCACUCAAGAAAGCACACAACAUCUCAGACGACAAUGACUCCUGA